AAAACAAAAAACACACAAAGAAAACAACAACAGAAAAAAACCACAACCCUUUCAAGUGUCAGAUCUGUCUCUUCUUAAAGGAGUGCUGAUCAUCAUCACAUACAAGUGCCUUUGAAAGGAAGACAAGAAGCAUACAAAGAAAUGUGUGGCUUUAUUUAUCUCUGUGAUCCCUUUAAUCAGACCAUAUAUGGGCUCUUAUUUUCUUCUUCUCUCUUAGGUAUAAAGCUUGGUGUCUUGGAGGUAAAAGAACCACAUAAAUAACAAAGGUGCAGCAUCAAAUACUGUAGCUGCCUGCGUGGCUUCUGGGGGCUUCCAGUUCUGGCCAUGAAAGGAGGAGGAGCCACCUCCUGUAACAGCAGUCAUUCAGUGCCUUGCACAGGGGAUUAAUUAGCCCAAUUUAUUGUCUCACGCACAUCAAGAAGCUGGAAGCAAAGAAAGAAGUAAUUUUUUCCUUGCUCUGUUGUUUCACAGUUGAUGCCUCAGGGUUGCAGUGUGUGACUGACAUGCACGAACAUUUACAUCUCUCUCUGCCCAUUUCUUCCCAUUGUGUCAACAAUGGAUGUGGUAGGAAAUCAAACCACUCACAGAGAUGCGCUGCCUCUUCGUUUUUCCUGGCUGAGAUUCAGAGGACAAGUUGCUGCUAACCAAUAUCAUCUGGUAUUACAGAAGGGAAACCUGUUAACUUAGCUCUCAUUUACCCACAGUCUUCCAUUAAUCAUAAUCUUAAUUCUCUUGAGGCAAGCCCUGCUUAGACAUAGCUGAGGCAGAGGGAACAAACCUUGUUCCUAAACAAGAUGGCUGUGUCUCUUGAGGAGAAGGCUAUGUCAGGUAGUCCCAUUUUUCCCGCAUCAAACCUAUGGCCUGAACUCCUGGCGGCAUUCCUUCUACAGAUGGGAUCCUGGGAGUGCUUUGGUAGGAAACAGCUCUUAGGCCAUUAGGAGAGCUUCGUGUGAUGGGGCAGCAUCAGGGUAAUUACCAGGCCAGCUGUUCCCUUCUCCCCCCGUUCGGCGGGUGCUGCCUGACCCUGCUGCCAUUCCUCUCAGAUCCAUUCACUGAUCACAGGCUGCAGCUUUUCCAGGGGGCAGUGGGCACAGUGCCACAGUAUGCUGUGAUGCUCACUGAUAAUCCCGGCAUUGGCCAGGAUUUCCUACAGUAUCACUUUUUAAUAUAGUUAUGAUUCAUGUUAACAUUUGUUUAGAAAGCAGGGCUUGCAGGUCAGCAGGCCUUUGCUUAGCCUUUUUUUGAGGCUAGUUGCAAGCUGCCAUUGAUGGGAAAAUGAUUUGAGUGCAGCCUGUGGGAUUUCGUCAGUUCUGCACUCUCCCAAAGGAGUUUUAGGAUUGCCCAUUCCCUGCCAUGGGGAUUAUUUCCAGACCCAUAACUCUGAAGCAAAGGCAGAGCUACUCAGCACAAGCACAGGUAGGAGGCACCGAAGCCAAGCAUGGUUUAGGUUUUUGCACAGAGUGUGGUAACUCUCCAAAGAGCUGUUCUGGAAUCACCAGCUAUAGAUUACAGACACUGUGGGGCAGUGACAGAGCAAACCCCUUUGCUUACCUCAGGCCAGGAAAUGUUCCACAGCUCUCGGGAGGUCUGAAUCACAUUGUGCCCUUUCUUGCAUCGUCCCGUUGGCUUUGUCCUCCCACAGUCCCACCACAGGCCUUAGAGGUAAGUAAAUGAAUGGUCUCUGUUUGUACUCAGGAGUAUAAACAUGAAACAUCAAGCAGUAUCACUCCACCCAGAGCUCACCUGGGGACACGUGUUUGUAAGAGCUUGUAAGGAGCUGUUCCAUUUACAGUAAUCUCCUGGGAAGGUUUGGAGCACGACUGGGAUAGCAUUUUAUUGAAAACAUUAUUUUAAGUCCCCAUGCAGCAAGAAAGGCUUGUUGCUCUUAAACUGAGGUGCAGCUGUUUAAAGUAUUUUGCUGUUGUGUAUUGAUGAUUUUUUCUUUUGCAACAGGUAUGUAACACCACUGAUGUGAGUUAUGAUCCUCAGCUUCUGAGAACAGUUCUGUGUUUAAGGAAGUUGCUCUAGCAGGGAUAUACAGCCCCAGAGGGCAAAACAAAGAGGAGAAGACACUCAAUGAAUAGCAAAGGGAUGUGAAGUUAUCUUCCAAGAUGACUCUUCUACCUGGAGAAAAUUCUGAUUAUGACUAUAGUGCCCUCAGCUGUGCUUCAGAUGCUUCCUUCAACCACGCAUUCUUCCCCGAAACAGAAAGCCUCAAGGGCGUCUUCUACCAAAGAGCCAAGCUAAUUCACCCUGAAGAGGAUCUCCUGAAAGGCUUUCACCCUGACGACAGGAAGCAUCAUAUCAUCAUAAAUGUAGGGGGCAUUAAGUAUUUGCUCCCGUGGACCACGCUUGAUGAAUUCCCAUUGACACGCUUGGGACAACUGAAAUUCUGCAACAAUUUUGAUGACAUCCUAAACAUCUGUGAUGAUUACGAUGUGACGUGCAAUGAGUUCUUUUUUGACCGCAACCCAGGAGCGUUCAGGACAAUCCUGACCUUUUUGAGGGUUGGAAAGCUUCGGCUCCUGCGUGAGAUGUGUGCGCUGUCUUUUCAAGAAGAGCUGCUCUACUGGGGAAUUGAGGAAGACAACUUGGAUUGGUGCUGUAAGAGGAGGUAUCUGCAAAAAAUGGAGGAGUUUACAGAAAUAAAUGAACGGGAGGAUGACCUUAUAGAAAAUGAAACAACAGGUGAAACAGUAGAGGAAACAAAAGUUGGCUUGUGCAUGAAAAAGUUGCAGGACAUGGUAGAACGACCCCAGUCUGGCCUCCCUGGGAAGGUGUUUGCUUGUUUGUCUGUUUUAUUUGUAACUAUUACAGCAGUGAAUUUGUCCAUCAGCACCAUGCCUGACCUGAGGGAGGAGGAGGAUAAGGGUGAGUGUUCCCAGAUGUGCUACAAUAUUUUCAUUGUGGAGUCUGUCUGUGUGGCGUGGUUUUCACUGGAGUUCCUGCUGAGAUUCAUCCAGGCAAAGAGCAAGUUUGCAUUUUUGAGGAGGCCGUUAACUCUGAUCGACAUAAUAGCUAUUUUGCCGUAUUACAUCACCUUGCUGGUAGACACCACUUCGGUGGGCUACAAGAAGCCCAGCUCUGGGAGCAUCUACCUGGACAAAGUCGGUCUGGUCCUCCGAAUACUCCGUGCCUUGAGGAUUCUGUACGUCAUGCGGCUGGCCAGGCACUCCCUGGGGCUGCAGACGCUGGGGCUGACCGCCCGCAGGUGCACCCGGGAGUUCGGGCUCCUGCUGCUCUUCCUCUGCGUGGCCAUCGCACUGUUUGCACCGCUCCUGUACGUCAUUGAGAAUGAGAUGGCGGACUCACAGGAGUUCACCAGCAUCCCCGCGUGCUACUGGUGGGCUGUCAUCACCAUGACCACGGUAGGCUACGGAGAUAUGGUUCCCAGGAGCAUUCCCGGCCAAGUGGUGGCGCUGAGCAGCAUCCUGAGCGGCAUCCUCCUCAUGGCUUUCCCAGUCACUUCCAUCUUCCACACGUUCUCGCGCUCCUACAUUGAGCUGAAGCAGGAACAGGAAAGAAUCAUGUACAGGAGGGCACAGUUCUUAUUAAAAACAAAGUCUCAGAUAAGCAAUGCAUCACAGGGGAGUGAUAUUUUGUUCCCAAGUAUCUCUACUGACAACAGGGCAAUGAGUGACAUUUAAGUUACUGUUUUUCCUCAUAUUGACUAACGUUUUGUUAUAUCAGAUUCCAUCUUUUACUUUGCUUUGGAAGCAUUUUACAGAGGUUACCCUCAUUUUGAAAGGAGGAAAAGGGGCUGUUAACCAGGAACUGAUGUGGUUUAAGAAGUCUCCAGUUAUGUUGUUUCUUCCCCCCAACCCUCCCAGUGUUACGCUCAGGACAGGGCUUUCGCAGAGAUCACACAGUGGGUUUUUAGGGUUGAGAAGUUCUCUGACAAAAAUAACGUAUCAUUCUGUACUCAAGAGGAUGUUUUGUCUUUUGUACUGCACAUUUUUUCCAACUGAAUCACAAUGUAUAUAAUCAUUAAGCAGGCUGUCAUUUUUCUUGUAUAUAAAUAAUGUAAAUACAACAAAAUUAAUGGCUAAAUUCUCUCCCAGUAAAAUGCCUUAGAGCAUGAUCGAAAAAACCGCAGAGGUUUGUCCCACUGUGCUGUUAAGGAACAUAAAGUCAGAUUCGUCAUUCACAACAGCAGCCGUACAUUUCUUUGUAAGUCAGCCCUAAACAUGCCAGGAACAAAAAAAGAGCCGAGCUGUUUGUAUCAUAACCUCACUGAAGAUGCAGAUACUUAGAGCUCAUCAGCUCCAAAAUUUAAAUGAAGUUACAGUAUUGAUCCUGUGUCAUUGAAUGCAGGAUUCCAAGGAGCAGUCUUUUGAGUUCUGUAGCAUUUAAUAUUAUCAAGGGGACACUAGCUGCAAAUGAAAUGAAAUAUGCAUGGUAAGAUGCCAGUCGUUCCCUACCAUCUGUUUCCAUGUUUUUACUUUACCUCAGAUAUGAAACAGAAUUAAGGGAGGCCUGUUUCCAGGGAACACCCUACCGUUGCUUGUCGAAUCAAUGUUGCAGCUACCCAUUCACAUUCAGCAUUGGGUUCUUUAGAGGGAGCAGAAAAUAUGUGGUCGUGGGAAGUUGCCACUGAUGACAAAAAAAAGAAGAAAAUAUCAUUUGAGUCAUGGAGCGGGGGGUGCUGACAGCUUUAUCCUUUCCUGUCCUCAAUCAUGAGGGACUUAAGAGUCGAUUAACUAUACCUUUACCAACAUUAAAGACAUCAUAGUAAUGGAGAAAACUUCGAAUAGGCUAUGGAAAUGCAGUUAAGGCCCUAAAGCACAACUGCAUGAUAUUUCUCCACACAGGUUCCCCACUGACAACUGGGGCAGUACCUGGGAGCUCAGGUUUGGCACCUGCCCCUAUGCAGAGAAGUGCCAGGCCUCCCCUUUGUUGUGGAGGGAAUGAGACUGGUUUGCAUAACAACAAUUGCAGGAGACAAACUCCAGAACUUAAAAAAAAAAAAAAAAGUAUGAAAUCCACUUGUUUGACUUCGUGUGUGCUCAGACCUAAAGAAGACAUAAACUCAUGAAUUACACUUUUUUUCCCCCCAUUAACUGUUAGGAGGUAGGGAGAUUUGAAAGUUCCCAUCACAUUUACUAAUGCUUCUCUACGCCAGUUUGCAGAAGCCCUGUUGCUUACUGGCUUGGUUGAUGGGAGUGCCAGCAUGUAUGAUGGUUUGCUGCAUUUGAUGAGAGCCAAAAAACAUAGAAUUUGUUCCUCAGCCCAAGCUGGUUGGUCAAGCACUCCUUACACUGUUUUGUUUUUUUUUUCAAGUAUCUUAAAUAAAAUUUGAAGGUGUUUUGCUACACUUAUUUUUAAGGAAUAAUUCCCAAACUUUAAAAAGUGCACUUUACAAAUAAUUAGGGCUCUAAAAAUCUGCUGCUGUAGAAAAAUGUGCCUAUGGAGCAUUCCUACAGAGAGCUAACACACCCAGCAUAAACUCUUGGCAAUUAAUUAUGUGCCAGAGCUAAGAACAUAACCAGCUUUUCACUCUUGUUCAGCUUUAAUUAGAGUUGGAUAAAAAACAGGAACAUCGUGACAAAAAAAGGGACACAUUUUCCAUCCAAAAUACUCUUAAUUUCAAAAAUGUUUGAUCAUCUGUAGCAUUGGCUACAAUACAAGUGCUGUAUAUCCUUCUCCUUCUGUGUCAGCAUUCAUUACAGAAAGAAGUGGUAAUUAGACUGGUCCUGUGAGCAACAGUUGCAUAUCUCAGACUGCGUGCGACAGGCUGAGCUGUACGUUUGGAAGUGAGAAGGGAGAAAUGGAGACUCAUCAAAUAAAACCUAACCUUAUUUCCCUUUUCUUCUAGCUAACAAGUCCAUCCAUUUUUUCAGCGUCUCUACAUUGAGCUCAUGGUCAUUUAUUUCAUGUGUCACUUUAUUUUAAUCCCAGAAUUAUAACUUGAUUCUCAAGUCCUUGUCCAGAAAAAGAGAGAUCGCCCUGAAGCUGGGUGUUGGUAGAGCAAACCUGUGACAGCAUCCCUCCUGCUGGGAGCUCUGCCUGAGCCGGGAACAAAUCAGCCUGGCAGGAUGAACCCUUCUAUAAUUUUGUACUUGGCAGCACAUCACUUGUAAGUGCAUCAACAUGUCUCACUAUGAAUCACUGUAACAAACUUGCUUCUGUUUUACACAAGGUAACGCAUGCUGUAGUCCAUAUGCUAAAUAAAUCCAGAUACACGUCUUAAGAGCACAACAUUAGUAUGAAACCCACAUGCUGCGU
Messenger RNA from Centrocercus urophasianus (Greater sage-grouse), 6225 nucleotides. RefSeq names its product potassium voltage-gated channel modifier subfamily G member 1 (gene KCNG1). Gene Ontology annotation, molecular function: delayed rectifier potassium channel activity. Gene Ontology annotation, biological process: protein homooligomerization; potassium ion transmembrane transport; regulation of delayed rectifier potassium channel activity. Bases 2112 to 3647 code for a protein of 511 amino acids. Gene Ontology annotation, cellular component: membrane; voltage-gated potassium channel complex. The transcript is spliced from 3 exons. NCBI's taxonomy places the organism in Eukaryota, Metazoa, Chordata, Aves, Galliformes, Phasianidae. The record is from RefSeq and is a predicted model, not a curated record.